ACGUCACUCUAGUCACAUGACCACGGCCCCAGCUACAACGGCUCUCGGCGCCACCAUGGACCUCAUCGGCAGCAACGACAGCGCCAUCGACGGCACCACCAACAUCAGCAACGCCACGCUGGAAGGCAACGACUACAUCCUGCCCUGGUGGCAGCAGGCCAUCUUCUACAACAUGUUCGUCGCCAUUUUCAUCGUCGCCGCCGGCGGGAACAUCGUCGUGAUCUGGAUCGUCCUCGCCCACAAGAGGAUGCGAACCGUGACCAACUACUUCCUGGUCAACCUGGCUAUCGCUGAUGUACUCAUCUCCAUCUUCAACGUGCUGUUCCACUUCACCUUCAACCUGUACCAGGACUGGUUCUUUGGCCUGGAGUACUGCAAGUUCGCCUUCUUCAUCGCCACCUGCACCAUCUCGGUCAGCGUGCUUACCUUUAUGGCCAUCGCUAUAGACAGAUACAUCGCCAUCAUCCACCCACUGCGGCCACGAAUGACCGGUCGCAUCGUGCUGACCAUCAUUACCCUCAUCUGGCUCUUCUCCUUCUUCCUCUCCCUCCCCUACCUCAUCUACUCCACCAUCUACGAGUAUCCCAGCGGGAGGAAGAUCUGUUUCCUCAACUGGUCGAGUGAUGAGAAGAUCUUCAAGAUCAGAGACAUGACGUACAGCAUUUUGCUGAUGGUCCUCAACUACUUCCUCCCCAUGAUCACACUGUUCGCCACCUACGCCCGCAUAGGCUGGGAGCUCUGGGGCAGCAAGACGAUAGGGGAGGCGGUGCCCAUGCAGGCGGAGCGGGUUCGAGGCAAGAGGAAGGUGGUGAAGAUGAUGAUCGCGGUGGUGGUCAUCUUCGGCGUGUGCUGGCUGCCCACGCACGUGUACUUCAUCCUGACCAGCGUCAACAAGACGGUGAUGCACUGGGAGUACGUGCACCAGGUGUACCUGUUCAUCUACUGGCUGGCCAUGUCCAACUCCAUGUACAACCCUAUCGUCUACUGCAUGAUGAACGCCAGAUUUCGCCAAGGGUUUCUCCGUUUCUUCCGCUGGUGCCCGUGUGAGCCCUGCAGACGUAACCAGCACCUGCAGGUGAUGGUGCGGGGGUUUUACAGUACCCGCAUGUCCCUGGGGAGCGAGAGGGGGGACAAGAACGGCUCCCUGCUGCACACUACGGUGGAGAGCGUCGACGACCACAUCAGCACGCCCAGCGCCUCCAUGUACAGGAUGCACCCCAUCGCCAACAAAACCAGGGGCAACAGCUACUACCACAGGGAGCUGUAGAAACAUCACCCGCAUGCUGACACCCCUGUACUGGUUCACAUGAACUCGCCCAGUCGAGAACAGCUAAACAAUAGAUACAAUGAAAGUCACAGUUUCAUAAAAUUAGAGUCAUAACUACCAAACGUUCUGGCUACUUUGACUUUUGCUUCAAAACAUGACCAGCUAUCGCCAAGUGUCGAAUGACAUACA
Molecule: messenger RNA, 1456 nt
Organism: Physella acuta
Lineage: Eukaryota; Metazoa; Mollusca; Gastropoda; Physidae
Product: tachykinin-like peptides receptor 99D
Biological process (GO): G protein-coupled receptor signaling pathway
Cellular component (GO): plasma membrane
Molecular function (GO): tachykinin receptor activity
Source: RefSeq, a predicted model, not a curated record